UUAACACACUCUUCCUCCAGUUCCACACGAUGAGCACUACAGCAGAAGAAAUGACGGCAUUCAAGUUUGCUGUUCUGGCUCUGGUUUGUGUCGCUACCAAUGCACAAACUCCAGCUGUCAUGGGAACUGGAAUGACAAACCCCCAAGGCACGGGCAACACAGGCGGCACAAAUGGUGCAGGGAGUACGGGUGUAGGAAUGGGUGGAAUAGGUGGUAUGACUAAUCCAAUGGGUGGUAUGACUAAUCCAAUGGGUAGUAUGACUAAUCCAAUGGGGGGUAUGACUAAUCCAAUGGGUGGUAUGACUAAUCCAAUGGUUGGCAUGAAUAGUCAAAUGGGUGGCAUGAAUUAUCCGAUGGCCGGUAUGGGUAUGAAUAGCGGGUAUGGCAUGGGAAGUCCUUACGGCGGUAUGGGUAGUCAAUUCGGGGGUAUGGGAAUGGGGCCAAUGGGAGCAGCAAUGGCAAAUAUGGGUGGAAUGAUGGGAGGUAUGAAUGGUCAAGGUUCUGGACAGUCUCAAAGCUCUUCUAGUAGCAACAUGAUGCUUCCUCUGAUGAUGGGCGGUGACAAGGGAAGAAACAUGUAUUUGAUGUCUCAAAUGAUGGGAAGACAGGGCGGCAGCAUGCUUCCUUACUUCGCCAUGAAUGGUGGACUAGGAGACAACAUGAUGAACAUGCUUCUCUUCAGCGGUAUGGGUGGAAUGGGAGGCGGCCGUGGUGGUCAAGGAUUUAACCCAAUGAUGGCCAUGGCUCUGAGCGGCGGUGAAAUGAACAACAUGCUCCCAUGGAUGUUCCUUAAUCAGGGAAGAGGCCAGGGACAACAAGGCGGUAUGCAGGGCGGUAUGCAAGGCGGUAUGCAAGGCGGUCAAUCAACAGGAAUGAACAGUGCUCUUCCUUUCUGGCUCCUUGGCGGACAAUUCUAAAUUAACAAUUAUCCAGUGGACCUCCCUCGACUUUACUGAUCUCAUGUGAGCAAAGAACGACUGCAUUGUAUAUUUGUUUGAUAGAAUCUCAGAUUCAUACUCCCAGCACUACAAGAUGCCAAGCUUGGUUUGCCUUCAAACCCUUAUCAGUUAUUAUUUAGAGUAGACGCUUUUUGCACAUUUUUAAUGAAGCAAACGCAUACAUGUUAAAAUGUAUUUCCCUAUGCACCUGACAGCUACAGCACCUACAGACAGACGGAAGUAUUAGAUUCUCGGAUCGCACCAUGUGUCAUAUGUUCUGCAAUAAAAAGUUGUCAAACUGCA
This is a messenger RNA of Haliotis rufescens (red abalone), 1241 nucleotides long. Its product is annotated as spidroin-1-like. NCBI's taxonomy places the organism in Eukaryota, Metazoa, Mollusca, Gastropoda, Lepetellida, Haliotidae. The transcript is spliced from 3 exons. The coding region runs from base 30 to 917 and encodes 295 amino acids. The record is from RefSeq and is a predicted model, not a curated record.